This is a messenger RNA of Penicillium hordei, 3345 nucleotides long. RefSeq lists its product as uncharacterized. The coding region runs from base 1 to 3345 and encodes 1114 amino acids. NCBI's taxonomy places the organism in Eukaryota, Fungi, Ascomycota, Eurotiomycetes, Eurotiales, Aspergillaceae. Gene Ontology annotation, biological process: coenzyme A biosynthetic process. The record is from RefSeq and is a predicted model, not a curated record. Gene Ontology annotation, cellular component: phosphopantothenoylcysteine decarboxylase complex. The transcript has 2 exons. Gene Ontology annotation, molecular function: phosphopantothenoylcysteine decarboxylase activity; FMN binding.
AUGGCAGUGGGAUUUCGAUCUGAUACUUCAACGACUGCAAAACAGGAUAGCAUUACAAAGGGGUCGUGGGCAAGUGAUAUGGAGGUAGAUGGAGGCUCUAAGGAAGCCGUGAUUGAAAAUAAAGCGGUGCAAAAUGCGACAUCAUCUCAACGUCGGCGCCGCCGAUUGCUCUUGUCGACGGAUAGUGCUUUCGCUGACACCGUCCUCCCGUCCCUCGUUCAAAACCCAUACAUCGAGCUGCGACUGAUCACAGACGAACCCUCCGCGUUGCUCACGGGCACCAACAAAAUCCCGCACUACAUGGAUACGGUUGACAGCCAAACAUUUGAUAAGAAAACCGGCGCGCGGAAAUGGCUUAAGGCGAAGACUGCGGAGCUGUGCGAAUGGGCGGACAUGCUGUUAGUUGCGCCUAUCGAUGCCGGAGCUCUGGGAGCGAUGUUGGCCGGCUUGACGAAUACCUUGACGUUGGCGCUUCUUCGUGGCUGGGUCUCGAAGAAACCUGUGAUCCUCAUUCCAGGAAUGACGGUGUCGGAAUGGGAUCACCCGCUCAGCACUCGACAACUCGAUGAAAUAAGUCGUUUUUGGCCUUGGAUUCGCACUGUCAAACCUGUCCUCUGGAAGUCAAACGGGCCCGAAGACUUGACAUUACUACCAUGGGACGGGCUGAGCGAGUUACACCAGACACUGGAGACAACAUUAAAACUACCGCCAUGGGAAGCUACCCUGUCGACCAGGGCAAUCGCCCAUGGCGCCACGGUCCCGGCUAAGACUGCAUCAAAAUCUACAUCUGGAAGUGCCACCGGCUCCGCACCACAAACGAAACAUACAGGCGAUGCCGAUUUUUUACCACUGGAAAUAUGGCUGAAUGUCUUUGAGGAUCAACUGCGAGACUGGGAAACAGCGAAAGCCGUGGGCAUUCCAACCCAUCUCCCUGUCCCCCAAGAAUGGCAGAGCCAUCUACCCAAAAUGUCCACUACUGCCACACUCGAAUAUACUAUCUUGCGAGGAUCCUUCGCGGCAAUCAAAAAGCGCAUUGAUGCCUUACCUCGCUGGAAACCGCUCUCCGAUCUCGCUUGCCACCUCAUUGUCAAAUUCUCCCGUACCGAUAUCCUUUCCUAUCUCACCGAAAAUCACCUGGACCUCCUCUGGACAACCUCUAGACUCACAAAUAUUCCAUACCGAGCGUCCGCAAUCUAUGGCAACCCGAACGUACUGACAUGGUGGCGCGAUGCGCCCGCUCUCCCAAACAAAGAGUACAUGGCCGACGCCAUGGACGGCGCCUCCCGAGUUGGGUUCAUUGACGUACUAGAUUGGUGGCUCCACUCGGGGCUCCCGCUAAGAUAUAGCGAGCGUGCCCUCGAAGCCGCCAGCGCCGAAGGUCGAGUCACCGUACUCGACUGGUGGAGAACCGCCUCCGCAAACGCCCCAGUAUCCAAACCCUUACCUCUCAAAGUCGGCAAAUCCGUCCUACUCGCAGCGCAGUCAGGUCGCACUGCAUCUCUUGCUUGGUGGGAUGCAUCAGGGAUCCCAUACAGCCACGCCGAAAACGUUGCCCGUAUCGCGAGCACGCACGGCCAUGUCCAUGUCCUUGAAUUCUGGUAUAAACUCAAGGGCCCGAAGAUGAUCUUUGAUAACCAGGUGCUGGUUGGCCCGACGAAGAACGGCCACGACCACGUUCUGCAAUGGUGGAAAUCCUGCGGUAUGCGGGUUGAAUUCAAGACUUGUGAUAUUGAGGAAGCGCUUGAGGAUGCUGAUCCGAGCUCCGGUGCUGAGGGUCGUGUUCGGCGUUGGUGGGAGCGGAAUGGUUUGAACCUUGGAGUUGGUACGAGUGAGUGGAUGAGAUCCAAGGUGCUACCUGGUCCUGAGGCCCUGGGUCCACGGGUGUUAGACUUGCUGAGUCAAGGCCUAGCCGCUACACUCCACCCAGUAAACCGCAAUAUCCAACAACCUCCAACCCAACCAAUAUCUUGGUAUCCAAUUCUGCUGAUGCUGGCACGCUGGGUCCUGCGACGCGCGCUGCGCGGUGCAAACCCCAUAACAAAAUCAACCCACACGCGGCAGCCAUCGCCAAGUCCUUAUAAUAACAUCCCGUCAAAUGGCAUCAAUGGCAUCCACAGCAUCACAAGAAAGAGACCGAGCAUCGCUCAGAAUGUACGGCCAAAUAUUCAAUCACGAGAUCUAAUUACAGCCGCUAUUCCAAGCUUUGCUGUACCACCUCUCAUGUUCAUCGGGCUUCUACUCGGUCUAUGGAUCUGGAAAUGUUUCUGGAUCAUCGUCAUGCAAAACAAGCUCCUCUACCUCUCAUGGCUGCCUCCAUUCACAAGAUCUGAGGUCAUUUCAGACUAUGAGGCUGAGUGCAGACCGGUGCAGUGGGAGGAGAAGCAGAUUCGCAGUUUGGAUGGGACUAGAUUGGCUGUUUGUGAAGGUCACAUUCCGGUUCCACGCAAGGCCCAUGACUCUUUUUCAAAUGCCGGUGCUUUACAAAAUAAAGACCAGGGGAGAGAAUUUCCAAAACGCAAAAAAUCACUCGUGAUCUGUUACUUCCAAGGCAAUGGUGGAUCGACCCCCAUGCGAUUGCCUAUUCUCUCUCACGUCUUGCGCGCAAUUGCGGAAACAUCAAGAUCCACUUCGUCUUCUAUAUCUGGCCCCGAAGUGUUUCAAUAUACUAUCGCUGCUCUAUCAUACCGCGGCUACUGGACAUCAUCUGGUCGCGCCACACAAUCCGGAAUUGAGAUGGAUGCGCAGGCAUUCUUGAAUUGGAUUUCGGAAACAUACUUGUCCCCAGAAACCGACCUUGAGAUUGUGAUUUGGGGACACAGUCUUGGUGCUGCUGUCGCAAGCUCAGCAGUAUCUACGUAUAUCCCCCGCCAGCAUGAAGGGCAAACCUCAAAUAUAAGCAGUAACAAGCCCCUAGCGCCCAUCUCAAGGCUCAUUUUGGAGGCGCCAACAUCCAGCAUCAAAGAUAUGCUCAUCAGCCUCUAUCCUCAGAAGUGGCUUCCGUACAGGUAUCUUUGGCCGUUCUCUUGGAAUACCUGGGAUAUCAAGGCAAAGAUGAAACAAAUGGCUACAUGGAGAGACCAACCUGCGACUCAAAUCCCUAACUCUGUUGCUACGGCCUCAAUACCUCGCUCGCUUCCGCCGAUAUUUCUUCUAUCAGCCGAGAAAGAUGAAGUCAUUCCGUCAUACGUACCCGAACAGCUAGAAAAGCAUGCUAAGUCUCUCGGCUUGGAAAUCGAAAGGAAAGACGUCCUCGGUGCCAUGCACAUAGAGGCACCACUCAAACUGGAUGGUAGGAAAGCAUUGGUGCAAUUCAUUCUCAACGGCACAUCCGUGCCUAGGACAUAA